GUCCACCUCGCCAUCAAAAUUAAACAACCUCGAAAACUGAUCGGUUACCCCUCCAACUCGAGCGUCUACACUACGACGCUUCAAUACGCCGAGUGAAACAUUAUGGACCACUAGCCCGCCCGACCUCGGUCAGUUCUCAUCUCAUCUACCCCAGCUUUCCACUACCGACCUCCAUAACCUCACCAUCCGAACAUGCCCGCCGCCAGCAAGGGCAAGGGCAAGGGCCGCGACCGCGACCGCGACCGCGAUCGGGACCGGGACCGGGACCGGGACCGUGAGCGUGAUCGCGAAGUGCGCCCCUCGCGCAGUCGCAACACCACCCCCAGCUCCAGUUUCAGUGCUGGCCCGACCGCCGGCGGCCUCGUCCACAGUUACCUCGACAACGAUGCCUCGAAGCUGAUGAUGAACGCCUCGAUACAAUAUGGGGAGCUGUUGGAGCGCAUGGGCGGGGUGGGGCCGAUCCCCGAUUCCAAGUCGCUGGAAAUGUUGAUGGAACACCUCAAGACGCUCAGUCAGCUGGCUGAGACCCGGGGAGACGUGUGCAAUGCCGGCAUCCGGGAGCUGUCGCAGAAGCGCAAGGAAGUGGCGGAUGAGCCCGAGCCAGGCGAUCGCGAGGGCGGUGGCAGCGACCGACUGAAGAUGAAGCGCGAAGCUGACGAAGAGGAUGAAGAAAAGGUGUUCAAGGGCGGCAAGCUCAAGAAGAGAAAGGAACGAGGCAGCAGCUCCAAGGAGGAUCGGCCUCUGGCCCAUGGAGCGCAUGGCCUGGCGCGACAGGAUGGCGCUGAGACAAAAGUUGAAGGAGCCGCAUCCCCAGCUUCCAAAAAGUCCAAGAACGCCGCCUCCGACGAUGCCUCCCUCUCGCCCAAAUCCCCCCGCGAGGCCGCUGAGGCCGCCAAGGGCUCCCAAGGCGAAGAUUCCGAUGAGGAUUCAGAUGACAGCUCCAGCUCGCACCAGCCCGAGCCCGCCCCCACCGUGCCUCAGGUGCAGGUGUUCGGUCCCAACCCGCUAAAAUUCGAUGACCCGACCAUUUAUCACAUUCGCGAGGUCACGCCGGAUAUGACCGAUGAGGAGAAGAAGUUCAUCUACAGCGUCAACCGCUUCCCUCGCAGCGAUCUGAGCCACAUGAUGGCCGGGGUACCGCCCGACCGCGACUUCAGCAACUCCAAGCCCACGAACCAAGUCAGCGCCAAUACAUUCCUCGCCUACGUGGACCCCUACGUCCGCCCGAUGACCGAAGAGGAUAUGGCAUUCCUCAAGGAAAAGGGCGACCGAGCAAGCCCUUUCAUCAUGCCCCGACGCGGCAAGAAACACUACGCGGAGACGUGGGCCGAAGAAGACGGGCUCGGCAAUAGCGACCAAGCGAACGGCGACAAAGAGCGUCUCCCGCUCAACCAAGGCCGCGGCAACAUCGACCAACUCACGGAUGAAACCGUCGAGACCGACAAAGUAUCCGUCGGCCCCCUCGUCAGCCGCCUCUACUCCCUCCUCCGCUACGAGCACCGCUCGAGUCCCGACGACACCAACAUCACCACCAACGGAGACGGCACGACGACCACGAACGGCCUCAACGGCUUCGGCGACUCCAUGGACCUCGACCACCCGUCCCUGCCUCCCCCGCUCCCCAACGGCAGCGGCAGCGGCAGCGCCCCCGCCGACGCCGACGCCAACAACAAACCCCUCGCCUCCGCCACGGCCUUUCCGGACGCCUCACCCAACGGCUUCAAGACCCCGGCCGCCAAGCUCGACCACGCCCAGCUGGACGAGCGCCUGAAGGCGGAGCUCCGGCACGUGGGGUUCCUGGGGGCCGACGACAACCCAGACUACGACGCGCACUACGACGACGACAUCGCGCAGCGGCUGCGCCUGCUGCAGAGCGAGCUCAAGAAGCAGAUGAUCAUCAACAGCGCGCGCAAGACCCGCCUCCUCGACAUCGCCCGCGAGCGCAUGGCCCACCAGGAGUACAUGACCAUCCACGACGACCUCGACUCGCAGGUCCAGCAGGCCUACCUCAAGCGCACCCGCACCCUGGGCAAGAGCAAGAAGGGCUCCCAGGCCAAGCACCGGCCCGGCGCGGGCGGCGGGGCCGGCGGGGCCGGCGCAGGCAGCCACGUCGCCAGCGCCGCCGGCGUCGGCCGCCCCGCCAUCGGCGACGUCGCCCGCACCCUGAUGGACCGCCGCAAGCGCUGGCGCGACUGCAUCGGCCCCGUCUUCCGCGAGAGCAAGACCAGCGUGCCCGGCCGGGAGGAGACGGUCUUCGAGCCCGCCAUGAUGGCCGAGCUGGAGAAGGCCGAGCUGGAGGGCUGGGACGACGAGCAGGAGUAGAAUCCCCCUCUCUUCCUUCGUUCGUUAUCCUGACCAUAGGAUUAUGACGUCGGUGUAUGCAUGUUCGAUGUAUAUCUUUUUUUGACUUUGUUCUUGACUAUCUUGGGCUUCGCUGAGCGAAUCAUGGAGAGGGAUCUUAUCAGAU
This is a messenger RNA of Aspergillus japonicus CBS 114.51, 2467 nucleotides long. Its product is annotated as histone acetyltransferase NGG1. The coding region runs from base 193 to 2322 and encodes 709 amino acids. Gene Ontology annotation, biological process: regulation of transcription by RNA polymerase II. Gene Ontology annotation, molecular function: transcription coactivator activity. NCBI's taxonomy places the organism in Eukaryota, Fungi, Ascomycota, Eurotiomycetes, Eurotiales, Aspergillaceae. Gene Ontology annotation, cellular component: SAGA complex. The record is from RefSeq and is a predicted model, not a curated record. The transcript has 3 exons.